Molecule: messenger RNA, 285 nt
Organism: Anisakis simplex (herring worm)
Lineage: Eukaryota; Metazoa; Nematoda; Chromadorea; Rhabditida; Anisakidae
Source: the annotation of a GenBank genome assembly
AUGUCCGGAUUCCAUGCAAAAGCGCAGUUGACACAUACAUUGAGUACGGCAAGCACACCGUCAACUCCGCCACCAACCCCAACUACACCAGAAUCUCAGAAAUCAUCCGCCUUUCAAACUGCAAUCCUCACUCCGAACUGGAAAAAAAUUUGUAAUGCAGUAGAAUUGGCCGAGAUCGAGAAGGUUUCGAAAGAUGAUGAGAAUCAUGUGGAUACGUUGCAAAUAACGCCAACAACGAACUCAUCAUCACUCAACAAUCGCACUUCUUACCUUAUAAUUUCUUGA